Entamoeba invadens IP1 is the source of this 723-nucleotide messenger RNA. RefSeq lists its product as hypothetical. NCBI's taxonomy places the organism in Eukaryota, Evosea, Mastigamoebida, Endamoebidae. Gene Ontology annotation, cellular component: endomembrane system; membrane. The transcript has a single exon. The record is from RefSeq and is a predicted model, not a curated record. The coding region runs from base 1 to 723 and encodes 240 amino acids.
AUGAAGGUGAAUGAAGUGGAAAAACAACUCACAAAAAUGAAGACGUUCUACCGUCUGUUGUUUGAUUUCUGUGUGGUGACAUUUAUCUUUACCGUAACGACUCGCCACAUGAUUCAUAAAAAUUAUACAUUUGGGAGAAUGUGUCGAUUUUGGACGAUGUGGAGUUGUUGGGCGUGUCUCUUAUAUUUCUUUGUUGCUUUUUGCAAGCAACUGUCAUUACUCUUAUUUGAUCCUUCGUUCAUUAAACGUAUUCGAAGUGACAAAGCAAACUUCCUAGUCGAUGUUUUGAAUCAAUUGGCAUUUGUGUUGUGCUUGUGUGUCACGUUGAUGUUCUGGGUGCUAUUCUUCAAGUCACCAAGUAACGUCUUGCGAAUUGAUGGAGAGUGGCAACCGACAUUUGUCGACCAACUCUUUGUGACACACUUUGAACACACUUUCCCGUUCCUCUUCUUGCUCAUCGACUGUUUGCUUUUUGCACAAGGGUCUAAACACAUCGACCAGUUUUACUCCAUCUCAAAAUUCUCGCCAGUCGUUGCUUUCUUUGGGUAUUGUGGUCUUUGUCUGAAAGAUUACUUUGAUUAUGGUAUACGUCCAUAUCCUUUUAUGGACAAAUGGACUUUAAUGAUGUUGUUGGCCACAAUAGUUGUUGUCUGUAAUAUCAUCUCGUGUGUCUUCAACCCGAUCACUUACUAUAUCAGGUCGAAACUCUCUCUCGUUUUGUAA